Triplophysa rosa is the source of this 1150-nucleotide messenger RNA. RefSeq names its product lactate dehydrogenase Bb (gene ldhbb). Gene Ontology annotation, cellular component: cytoplasm. Bases 107 to 1150 code for a protein of 347 amino acids. The transcript has 8 exons. NCBI's taxonomy places the organism in Eukaryota, Metazoa, Chordata, Actinopteri, Cypriniformes, Nemacheilidae. Gene Ontology annotation, biological process: carboxylic acid metabolic process. The record is from RefSeq and is a predicted model, not a curated record. Gene Ontology annotation, molecular function: L-lactate dehydrogenase (NAD+) activity.
GAUAUGAUUCUCAUGCGUCUCAGUGACCUUGACUCGUGCGGAAUGGGAGUUUGUUUGUCUGGUAAAGAGCGCUGCAGCAGGUCAAACGCGCUCAGAUUUCUCUUGUAUGCGCUGUAGGGUUGAGCACCCGUCUGCAGUGUUAAAUAUGGCAUCAGUUCUUCAGAAACUCGUCACUCCGCUCUUCAGCGGUCCGUCUGAACCUCCCAGAAAUAAAGUGACUGUCGUCGGGGUGGGUCACGUGGGCAUGGCGUGUGCCGUCAGCAUCGUCCUGCGGGAGCUGGCGGAUGAGCUGGCGCUGGUGGAUGUCAUGGAAGACAAACUGAAAGGUGAGAUGAUGGACCUCCAGCACGGCAGUCUCUUCUUAAAGACGCCCAAGAUCGUCUCAGGCAAAGAUUACUCUGUGAGCGCUGACUCUCGUAUCGUGGUGGUGACGGCGGGUGCUCGGCUGCAGGAGGGUGAGAGCAGACUGAAUCUGGUGCAGAGAAACGUCAACAUCUUCAGACACAUCAUCCCUCAGAUCGUCAGAUACAGUCCCAACUGCGUCCUCAUCGUCGUCUCCAACCCGGUGGACAUUAUGACCUACGUCACUUGGAAGUUGAGCGGUCUGCCCAAACAUCGGGUCAUCGGCAGUGGAACCAACCUGGACUCCGCCCGCUUCCGUUAUCUGAUGGCCGAGCGUUUGGGGAUUCACCCCAGCAGCUUCAACGGCUGGAUACUGGGAGAACAUGGAGACUCCAGCGUUCUUGUUUGGAGCGGCACGAAUGUGGCAGGUGUCCGUCUCCAGAAACUCAAUCCAGAUAUCGGCAAAGACACGGACCGGGAGAACUGGAAAGAAACUCACAAGAUGGUUGUGGACAGUGCCUACGAGGUGAUUCGGCUGAAGGGUCACACUAACUGGGCCAUCGGUUUGAGCGUGGCCGACCUGACGGAGAGCCUGAUGAAGAACCUGAACCGGGUUCAUCCCGUUUCCACUAUGGUGAAGGGUAUGUACGGGAUCAGUAAUGAAGUGUAUCUGAGUCUGCCGUGUGUGUUGAACAGCGCUGGAGUGAGCAGUGUGAUCAACACGACACUGAGCGAUCAUGAGAUCUCGCAGCUGAAGAACAGCGCUGACGCUCUGUGGGACAUCCAGAAAGAUCUCAAAGAUGUGUGA